GUCACUUCCACUUACACACACAAAGCCCUAAAUCCCUUCGGAGCAGCCAAAAUCAUGGCGCUUCAUCUCGCUAGGCGCCAACAAAGGUUGCCAUCAAACCCAUCUUUGAUUCGGUUUUUCUCAAAUUCAUCAUCGGACUCACCUCCUCCAGCUGCAAACGCAUCUGUAGAAAAACCCUCUCAGUCGCCGUCUUCUCCGUCUCCGUCGGACUCCUCGUACUCUUCUUCCUUCAUUGACAUCAAGACCACACUGAAACAGAAAUUACAGAAUCAGCAGGAGCAAGGGAGGAAACCAUUCCCCAGAUCCGAUGCCCAGUCUCAGAAUCGCGGGUCGAUUAGUUUCUCCGGUAACCAGUCACGCGUGUCUCUACAGGAUUUGGGGAUGAACCUCGCCAAGUUUCAGCGGAGAUCCACGGUUCCACCUCCGAAGAAUCCAUCACAAUCUCCGCCGCAGUUUUCCUUGGAGUCCCUCUAUAAGCAGAACGCCGCACCAAACUCAUCGGAUCCUAGGAACCGGAAAGCCCAGUCUUUCAAUACGAGCACCGUAUUGGAGAAUUUGAAGAAUUUGAGGACGCAAACUAACACUUUUAACAAUAUGGGGAGGAAAGGAGCAUUGUUCGGAAACUUCAAGAGCAGUGGAGGAGAAGCAUUGCUGUCUGGCACAGGUAUGGAUGAGAGGAAGGGAAGGGAAGGUGAAACAGAUGAGACGACGACAGAGUUCUUAACGUUCUAUAACGAAGAAGAAUUAGGUGAGAAACUAAGGACGCUUAGGCCAGAGGGAGAUAAAGAAGAAGGAUGGUUCUCAUUGCAGGAGUUGAACCAGAGGUUGGUUAAGUUAAGGCAAGUGGAAGAGAAAGAGGCCCAAUCUCGGACUAAGAAUUUUACAGCACUCAAAAGUGUUAUGUCAUCUAUUAGGAAUGACUCUGGCCAAAAUGAAGUUAUUUCUCAGCAGAAUCUCGACAUUGUGGGCCAUUUGGGUGGUAUACCUGAAUACAAGCUUUUUCCUCCAAAAGGGGAGCUGGUUGAGACUUAUUUCCACCCAGAUAACAUGUCCUCUGCGGAGAAGAUGAAAAUUGAGCUCACAAAAGUAAGGGAAGAGUUCAAGAUGUCGGAAUCAGAUUGUGGUUCUGCACGUGUGCAAGUGGCACAACUCACUACUAAGAUCAAGCAUUUAUCCUCAUCUCUACACAAAAAGGACAAGCAUUCGCGGAAGGGACUUUUAGGAAUGGUGCAGAAACGGAAGAAACUGUUGAAAUAUCUUAGACGAACUGACUGGGAUUCUUACUGCCUUGUCCUGUCAAAACUCAGCCUUCGUGACAACCCGGAUUACAAGUUCUAAGCUUUAUGUGGUAGACACCCCAUGAUUUUUAUCUCUGCACUCUUUUUGGUUCAGGCAACGCUCUGUUGUGAGUGAGACUAAGCUGCUCAAACCCUCUUAGGCAUUUUACUUUGUAGGGAAGAAAGUUGCUUUACUUUUUUAGUUCUUUAACUCCAUUGUUCCACCUGGAGCUCUUCAAUCAUGCAAUUGUUGCAAAGAAAUGAAGUUGUGGAUCUCUUUCA
Messenger RNA from Capsella rubella, 1559 nucleotides. Its product is annotated as probable 37S ribosomal protein S28, mitochondrial. The record is from RefSeq and is a predicted model, not a curated record. Lineage: Eukaryota; Viridiplantae; Streptophyta; Magnoliopsida; Brassicales; Brassicaceae. Gene Ontology annotation, molecular function: structural constituent of ribosome. The transcript has 5 exons. Gene Ontology annotation, cellular component: ribosome. The coding region runs from base 55 to 1338 and encodes 427 amino acids. Gene Ontology annotation, biological process: translation.